AUGGUGACCGAUGUGGAUCCUCUGGCUUCUUGGAGCCGAUUCUUGAACGAGGACGCGAAGCAUAAGCCGUGUACCCUCUGCCGCGAUGCGCUGCAGACAUCAUUGGACGAUCGAAUAGAAGCAGUUUGGAGGAAGCUCGGGAAGAUAUUCCACGUGGAUUGCUGGCCACCGAAUGACACUGGCAGGAACGGCUCGGACAAUGACGACGGUGCGGAGCCACAAGUGCAGGCCGACAACUAG
Molecule: messenger RNA, 240 nt
Organism: Phanerochaete carnosa HHB-10118-sp
Lineage: Eukaryota; Fungi; Basidiomycota; Agaricomycetes; Polyporales; Phanerochaetaceae
Exons: 2
Coding region: 1-240 (79 amino acids)
Source: RefSeq, a predicted model, not a curated record